Fusarium subglutinans is the source of this 1482-nucleotide messenger RNA. RefSeq lists its product as uncharacterized. The record is from RefSeq and is a predicted model, not a curated record. Lineage: Eukaryota; Fungi; Ascomycota; Sordariomycetes; Hypocreales; Nectriaceae. The transcript has a single exon. Bases 1 to 1482 code for a protein of 493 amino acids. Gene Ontology annotation, molecular function: protein binding.
AUGACUCGCCUCAAAGAUAUCCCGAACGAGAUCCUCACGAGUAUCUUCACACAUCUCUCUGACAUCAACCACUCCAGCAUCUUCAACGUCACUCUCGUCAACAAACAUUUCAAUCAGCUCGCCAGUCCUCUUCGCGUUCGUCACUGGAGCGAUGAAGGCUUCUACGGCUACUACGACGGCGAUUCACCAUGUCCGCCAAUUUCAAGACUAGCGCUCGAACUCUUACGCCAUCCUGAAUAUCGUCUACAAGUCAAGACUCUAUCGUUCUCAUACUUCCAAAGUAGCCAGGACCGCGACGCGGCUCGCGUCCCCAUGAAACUCGAAAAUCUCCAAAUGCUCGCCUGGGCAGCUGAAGAAGUUGUUCCGACACUCGCCGAGUCAACAUAUAUAUGUGCCCGCAUCCUCGAGGACAACGACGACGCCAUUGCUGUUCUUGUCCUGGCAUGGGCGACGAACUUGAGGAGCCUCAGCGUGACGAUUCCAGACUUUGAUCCAACGCCAGGGUAUGAUGAAGGACCUCUUGUUCUGCGCUUUGCAAAACAACUAGCUCUUCGUUUUGAGAGCAGAGACCUCAAACCAAGUGCACCGCUGCCGCUUUCCAAGCUUCGAGAACUCGAGUUUCGGCACGAGAGUAUCGAAAGUAUUGUUGGGCUCAAGUAUCUGACCCCGUUUCUCUAUCUGCCCAAUCUCAAGAACCUCAAGACAUAUAGACUUGGUGAUCAAGAGUACAACGAUCUUGAGGAAAGCGUUCAAAAUUAUAUCAAAGACAAAUACUGCAUGCCGUUUCCGAAGGGUACCUCAUCUAUUGAGUCUAUAACUAUCAAAGAGACUACUUUAUCGAGUGCUGGACUCUCAGAUCUUCUUGGAUCUUGUAGCAGCUUGAGAUAUUUCUACCUUCACUUCUCAUUCGACCUCGAGGACAAUAAGCGGAACUGGACUACACUAGCUAACAGCCUGGUUCAUCAAGCAGCAUCUCUGGAGGAGUUGGAUCUGUGUGUUGAUAACUGUGAUGUUGAGUGGGUAGGAGAUACUGUUGACGACGGGACAGACAUUUCUAAGCCCAUCGAUUUCAAAGAUUGCUACCAGCAACUCACUAGCCUCAAAAGCCUCAGGGUUCCUAUGCCUCAACUAUCUGGUCACUAUCUGUGGUCGCGGUUAGGAUCUCUAGGGGCCAGCCCUGUGCGGUUACCGGAAUCUAUCCAACAUCUCAGGCUUUUGGACAUCAACUUGUGGUCUAACGCACGACGCCUUUCCGAACAUGAAAUCUCACCCUUCUUGGACUUUGUUGUUAAUCUCCUCAGGGAGACGGGACGACAAGGGCGAUUGAGAAAUCUUCAGACACUGGAUUGUACCAAAGCACUUUGGGACGACCCAAAGAGAGAAAGGAUACAAGAAAUCAAGGAUCUGGCAGAAGAGCGCGGGAUCAAUAUUCUCCUUGACGCACGGAAACAUGAUAGGCAUGGGCGAGAUCUUGGUGCAUGA